Messenger RNA from Patiria miniata (bat star), 3855 nucleotides. It is a transcript of the gene gart, whose product is annotated as trifunctional purine biosynthetic protein adenosine-3-like. Gene Ontology annotation, molecular function: phosphoribosylamine-glycine ligase activity; phosphoribosylglycinamide formyltransferase activity; ATP binding. NCBI's taxonomy places the organism in Eukaryota, Metazoa, Echinodermata, Asteroidea, Valvatida, Asterinidae. Gene Ontology annotation, cellular component: cytosol. The record is from RefSeq and is a predicted model, not a curated record. Gene Ontology annotation, biological process: 'de novo' IMP biosynthetic process; adenine biosynthetic process. The coding region runs from base 198 to 3269 and encodes 1023 amino acids. The transcript has 18 exons.
GAAGAAGCUGCUGGUAUCACUGAAGAUGGCAAUGUCAUCGGCAUACUGUGCUUCACGUGUGUAGCUGUUGAGAACUUUGGACUUGGCCUUUAGUCUUUUUUAAGUCAAAGAUGUUGCCAUCAUAACGAAAGCGCACUUUGAUGCUACAUGAGUGCUUAAUGUUCUUAAAGGCAAGAUAGAGAAGAACAGCAGCAUAAAUGCCAAAUAAGACUUUGCAGAUAGAAAUAAUGGGAGACAAAGUGCUUGUGCUAGGGAGUGGAGGACGAGAGCAUGCUUUGGCCUGGAAGCUUGCCCAAUCAGAGAGAGUCUCUCAUAUUUUUGUAGCCCCAGGUAAUGCUGGCACCCAUACUAUUGCUAAGGUGACCAAUACAAAUGAUGUAUCACAUAGUAACUAUCCUCAACUCAUCACAUGGUGUAAAGACAAUAAUAUCAGCCUCGUUGUGGUUGGCCCAGAAGCACCACUGGCUGCUGGUAUUACUGAUGCACUGACAUCAUCUGGAAUAGAUUGUUUUGGGCCAACCAAGGCAGCUGCUGAAAUUGAAUCAUGUAAAGAGUUCGCUAAAGAUUUUAUGGAUAGGCAUGGGAUACCAACAGCCAAGUGGAAGGCAUUUGAUGAUACAGAAGCUGCAUGUGCUCACAUCUUGAGUGCCCCAUACCAGGCAUAUGUCGUGAAAGCUAGUGGUUUAGCAGCAGGCAAAGGAGUGAUUGUAGCAAGCAACAAAGCUGAAGCAUGCCAAGCUGUUACAGCCAUCCUACAGGAUAAACUUUUUGGAUCUGCAGGAGACAGGGUAGUGGUUGAGGAGCUGUUAGAGGGACAGGAAUUCUCGGUACUAGCAUUUUGUGAUGGGACCCAUUUUGCUGCAAUGCCACCAGCUCAGGAUCAUAAGAGGGUAGGGGAGGGGGAUACAGGACCUAACACAGGAGGAAUGGGGGCUUACUGCCCAUGCCCACAGGUUUCUCCAGAUGUACUUCAACAGAUCUGUGAUGGUAUCCUACAAAAAGCAGUGUCAGGACUAAAGUCUGAGGGAAGACCAUAUAUAGGUGUUCUUUAUGCUGGCCUGAUGCUUACUAAUAACGGACCUCGCGUCUUGGAGUUCAACUGUCGCUUUGGUGACCCAGAGGUACAGGUUCUUCUACCCUUGCUUACCAGUGAUCUGUAUGCUACGUGUAUGGCUUGCAUCACUGGAAACCUAUCCAGUGCUCCACCACGUUUCCAUGACAACAUGAGUGUAGUUGCAGUGGUGAAGGCCAGUGGAGGCUAUCCUGGUUCUUACAAGAAGGGAUUUGAGAUCACAGGUUUGGAUAAAGUUCAAGAAUUGGACCAGAUAGUCUUCCAUGCUGGUACUACUAUCUGUGACAGCAAGGUUGUGACAUCUGGUGGACGUGUCCUUACUAAUGUUGCCAUGGCAGACAGUCUACCAAUAGCUGCAGCGCAGGCACAGAAAGGAGCAGAGAUAGUUCAGUUUGAAGGAGGAUUCCAUCGCAGGGAUAUUGCAUUCAAGGGCUGUCGAUUCUUACAGAAAAACAGGACAUUUAGCCAGACUGGUUUAACCUAUGCUGCAUGUGGUGUAGAUAUUACAGCAGGUAAUAGCUUAGUUGAUGCUAUUAAACCAUUAGCUGUGUCUACAUCGCGUUCAGGCUGUCAUGCUUCGCUGGGUGGAUUUGGAGGUCUGUUUGAUAUCAGAGCUGCUGGCUUCAAGGAUCCUAUCUUAGUAUCUGGUACCGAUGGCGUUGGCACCAAGUUGAAGAUUGCCCAGUCGUGCAGCCUUCAUAAGACCAUCGGUAUUGACUUGGUUGCCAUGUGUGUCAAUGAUGUUCUUGCCCAUGGAGCAGAGGCACUCUUUUUCUUGGACUACUUUGCGUGUGGUCAGCUGGAUGUUGAUGUUGCUAGGGAUGUAGUCAGUGGAGUAGCCGAGGGAUGCAAGAGGGCUGCAUGUGCUUUACUUGGAGGAGAAACAGCUGAGAUGCCAGGCAUGUAUGCAGCUGGGGAGUAUGACUUGGCUGGAUUCUGUGUUGGUGCCGUAGAGAGACAUCAAACACUUCCUCGUACAACAGAUAUUACAGUUGGCGAUGCUAUCAUUGGAAUUGCAUCAUCAGGUAUCCAUAGCAAUGGCUAUAGCAUGGUCAGGAGUAUUGUGGAGAGAGUGGGCCAAGGUUAUGCAUCAGCCUGCCCAUUUCAAGACAAUAUUACACUUGGGGAAGCCCUUCUUACACCAACCAAAAUCUAUUCUAAGUCUCUACUUCCAACUAUCCAGUCUGGUAAAGUCAAAGCAUUUGCCCAUAUCACUGGAGGUGGUCUACUGGAAAACAUUCCUCGUAUUUUGCCUCCAAACCUUGUUGUCCAAUUGGAUGCGAGUAAAUGGACUAUACCACCAGUGUUUGGGUGGCUGUCUUCCUGUGGAGGGAUUGGUGAAGUGGAGAUGGCACGAACCUUCAAUUGUGGAGUUGGGGGAGUUAUGGUGGUAGCAGAAGGUCACAUAGAUGAAGUCACACAGAUGGUGACAGAUGCAGGGGAGACAGCAUGGGAUAUUGGCAGAGUUGUAGAUGCAGCCCCAGGAUGUGCAGCAGUUACUGUGUCUGGGUUAGCAUCAUCCCUUGCAUCUUGCUACCGUGUAACUGACAAGAGCCAGCAACAAACAAAUGGUACAAACAAGCUGAAAGUGGCAGUGUUGAUAUCAGGAACAGGUACCAACCUACAGGCUCUGAUAGAUCACACGAAAGACCCAGCAAUUAACAGCAAAGCUGAAAUCGUUCUGGUUGUAUCCAACAAAGAUGGUGUGCUAGGAUUGGCUAGAGCAAGGGAGGCUGGGAUAUCAACCAAGGUACUUAAUCACAAAGACUUUAAGUCAAGGGUUGACUUUGACAUGGCUGUACACGAAACCCUGGUAGCAUCAAGUGUAGAGUUUAUUUGCCUGGCAGGGUUCAUGCGAAUAUUGAGUGGAGAAUUUGUGCAGCGAUGGAACGGUCGUUUGAUCAACAUUCACCCAUCAUUACUUCCAUCAUUCAAAGGCAUGCAUGCACAUGAGAUGGUGCUAGAGUCUGGAGUACGACUCAGUGGUUGCACUGUUCAUUAUGUUGUGGAGCAGGUAGAUGCUGGAGCGAUUCUUGUUCAGGAGGCUGUUCCUGUUCUGCCAGGAGACACUGUUGACACCCUUCAAGAACGAGUCAAGACAGCCGAACAUAAAGCCUACCCAAAAGCCUUAGAGCUUGUAGCUGAUGGCUCUGCUAAACUAGGCAAUGAUGGCAACGUUGAGUGGAAAAUGAAAUAACAUAUGUUUUGACUUCUAUCUGCUUUUCACUUGCCUGGAAUUCAUUUGUCCCAAAUCAAACCCUUAGUUUGUUAUGACCUGAAAUAGUUGACAUUACGCUCUUUGUGUAUGAAUCAGACCGCUCAUGACUCUUAAUUAAAGUGAUUUGCAUUGCUUGUAUUCAUAACGUUUUUCAUUUUCUUCCUAACAGUAUAUAGUUGAUAAAAUGGCAUUUGCUUUUGAUAAUGCAGCUUAGGAUAUUCUUAUUUACAAUUGGGUCAUCUAAUGACCCAUCAUGGCAUCAUAAUGCACAAGUAUAUUUGAAAUUAUGGUACUCUUGUUUUGCUGAUUGCUAGGCUCAGCAGAAGGUGGGUUUCUAUGUAUUUUGCUGGUGACAAAGCCUUAGUUAAAUGCUUUCAAAACAUUGAAUUUAGAAGCCCAUUGUGGCGAGAGUUCAAAGAAAACCCGUACUCAAAUUUUUGGGGGAAGGGGGGAGGGGAGACUAUUUUGCCGUUGGUGGCGCCAAUUACACCCCCAUUAUACUACUCGAAAACGGUCACAUUCACAUCACCAAGGUCAAAUCCCGGGACUUAAAAAAAUUACAACC